Baudoinia panamericana UAMH 10762 is the source of this 249-nucleotide messenger RNA. RefSeq lists its product as uncharacterized. The record is from RefSeq and is a predicted model, not a curated record. Lineage: Eukaryota; Fungi; Ascomycota; Dothideomycetes; Mycosphaerellales; Teratosphaeriaceae. The annotation marks the transcript as partial. The transcript has a single exon.
AACCCAGGAAACUUCGCCAACCGCCCGACCGAAGAAGUCAAAGCGAUCGCCAGCAUGGGUGGUAAGGCGAGUCAUGGGGGUCACAACAAGGAGCACGAGGAAGAGGUUGGCCUCCUGUCUCCGCGGCCUAGCAUAGCAUAUACUGACGUACCACAGCGCAAGGACUCUGUCGCUCUCGAAGGCCGCAAUCCGGACGGUACCUUCGUCAAGGGGAGUUCUGCAGCGAAGGAAGCGGGACAUCUCGGUGGC